UUCUGCCUCGCCCAUUUAUCUCCCGCCCUCUGCCUCACAGUUGCUUCUGCUGUUUGAUGGGCGCGCGCAAUUGGAACUUCCAGGAAAAGGAAAAGGGAGCGAGUGAAAGUGGAAUCAUUGCGCUAUAACAGCGUAGUGCGAUUUUCCCUUCCAAAGUGUCCAUGGCAUCUGCCUCAAGAACCAUUGCUACUGAGCUGCUGCAGCAAGGUCAUGGAAGCUGCCUGCCCCCCUGCUCACUCACCAAAGAGGAUCUGGCUGCCUAUCCUGGCCUGACAAAUCUUCUUAUGGGUCUCACUAAACACAUGGACUCCAGUGGGCUGAGUGUCAACUUGGCCCAGCAAAUGGAAGAGGCAAGGAAAGAACUGCAGAUACGAAAAGCAAGCUGGCUAAAAUGGGAGGCCCUGCACCGGCUUCUGCAGGAGGCACUAAGAGAACAAGGAACUGGCCUUCCCCCAAAGGACAGAGAAUUUCUGGAAGCCUUGGAACAGCUGCUUUUGAUAGCCGAACUGAAACGAAUGCUUGAGGUUGACCCUUCUCUGCAAAGUACACAGUCGUCUCUCUUAGGUCUGGAGCCCUCUCAUAUGCUGGAACUUCUUCCCCCAAAACAAGAGAUGGAACAAAUACAAAAGCGGCUCCCCACAGAGUUGGAAAAACAUCUUAAGUCCAAAUGCUUGGCUCUGCUCAGCUACUACCGCCCUGAAAGUGACAGUGCUAAUGAGACUGUCCGGGUUGCCAUGUCUGGGACCCUGGCGGAAAGGCUGGCCGAAGAGAAGCAGCGUCUGCAGGAGGCCAAGGAUCGACACCAAGAACUUGUGGGGCUGCUGGAGCAGCAGAAAGCCGCAUACCCACAGGUCCUGUUACGUUGUGUAGCUAUGCUGAAACGCUUGGCCCGCGAGUAUCGCCUCGGCACCCAAUCUGAACUGGACCGUCUCAACACCCACUAUCUAGAGAUCAAGUGCAGCGCCGUGUUUCUUAAGAUACGGCUUGAGGAACUGAGCAUCCUUUUGGAAACAUACACCCCUGAGAAACUUGAUGUGCAUCGAAUGAUCAGGGACAAUUUGCGGGCAACGCUAAGCCGAGAGGAGCAAAACCUAGCCACGACCCGCAAGAUCCUUUUCGACUAUGAGACACUGGACUCUGCAUUUGAGGAAUUGGUAAAAGAGUAUGCCCGACUUCAGGGCAUCAUUCACAACAGGCAAUGGAUGCUGAAGGAAUUCAACAAAGACUGAGGUCCCUAUGGGGUGUGUGGGGGAGAAGUUAUGCCCUGAAUCAAAUUCCAGUAAAUUGAAUACUGUCGAAUUUAUGUAUAAUGGUCACUUUAUAUAAUAAAACAUGUAGCAGAAUAA
Messenger RNA from Anolis carolinensis (green anole), 1346 nucleotides. It is a transcript of the gene haus4, whose product is annotated as HAUS augmin like complex subunit 4. Bases 162 to 1229 code for a protein of 355 amino acids. Lineage: Eukaryota; Metazoa; Chordata; Lepidosauria; Squamata; Anolidae. The record is from RefSeq and is a predicted model, not a curated record. Gene Ontology annotation, molecular function: microtubule minus-end binding. Gene Ontology annotation, cellular component: HAUS complex. Gene Ontology annotation, biological process: spindle assembly; centrosome cycle. The transcript is spliced from 10 exons.